Molecule: messenger RNA, 2154 nt
Organism: Octopus bimaculoides (California two-spot octopus)
Lineage: Eukaryota; Metazoa; Mollusca; Cephalopoda; Octopoda; Octopodidae
Product: aurora kinase C
Biological process (GO): protein phosphorylation
Molecular function (GO): protein kinase activity; ATP binding
Source: RefSeq, a predicted model, not a curated record
CACCAAUCAGCGCCUUCGGCACAGAAUUUAAACUUUACAAAACAAUCCUGCCAUCAGCUUGACGUUUUUUAAAAUCUUCUCUUCAUUAAUUUUAUAUUUAUAAGUUGGUAGAUUAUUCUUCUUCUCCAACUCAGCCAGAAUGGAUGAAACACGAGUGUUGAAACAGAAUAUCGUGCAGGCUAAUCGUGAAGUUAACCACUCUGUGAAGGUCACAAACAACUUGCCGUCUGCCAACGAUGUUGAGAACAAACCCGUGAAUCCACAUGAGAAAGUGGUAGGCAUAGUAAGCGCCGUUCCCCAAGCUAGCAAUACCACUACAGCUACUACUACUACUACUAUUACUCACACAGUUACCAGCAAUAGCAACAACACAGGUCGAAACAAAUGGUCCUUGGGUGAUUUUGAUAUUGGCAAACCCCUUGGUAAGGGCAAAUUUGGCAGUGUCUACCUAGCACGUGAGAAGCGCAGUAAAUUUAUUGUUGCUUUGAAGGUCUUAUUUAAAUCUCAGCUUCAAAGUGCCGGUGUGGAGCAUCAACUGAGGAGGGAGAUUGAGAUUCAGUCUCAUUUGAGGCACCCAAAUAUUCUUCGCCUCUAUGGUUAUUUCCAUGAUAAAUCUCGGGUCUACUUGAUUUUGGAGUAUGCUCCAGAAGGGGAGCUAUAUAAACACUUACAGAAAAAGCAACGCUUCAGUGAAGAUACAGCAGCUUCGUAUAUUGCCCAGAUGGCAGCUGCCCUACAAUACUGUCACCAGAAAAAGGUGAUUCACAGAGACAUCAAACCAGAAAACAUUUUACUCGGUUUAAAAGGUGAAUUAAAAAUUGCAGAUUUUGGCUGGUCUGUCCAUGCUCCAACUUCAAGACGUACCACAUUGUGUGGAACUCUUGAUUACCUGCCUCCAGAGAUGAUUGAGAACCGGCCACAUGAUGACAAGGUGGAUUUGUGGAGUCUUGGAGUGUUGUGCUACGAGUUUUUGGUUGGCAAGCCACCGUUUGAGGCCGACGGCCACUCAGAGACCUAUCGAAGAAUAACGAAAGUUAUUUACACAUUCCCUGAUUACGUGAGUUCAGAUGCUGCCGACUUGAUCAAAAAGCUGUUGCGAUUUGACCCUGCUCAAAGACUGCCUUUGACAGGUGUACUCAGCCACCGUUGGAUCACAGCGAAAAGCAAUGUCACUAUCCCAGUGGUCCCACAGUCAACAGAAUCUCAAUAAUAUUUUAGCAUUUACUUUACCUACCUACCUAACCAGCCAACCACUGUUCUUCCCUUCACCCCCGUUUGUUUUUUUGUUUCCUCCUUGUCCAGUUUAUGACCCAUGGCAAGAACUGCAAUAAGGAAACUAGUUUAUAACAGCAACUGAAAAAAAAAAAAAAAAAUUGUUGCAAGAAAAAAGUAGAUUGGAUGGCAAGGUGUAAAUAAUUAAAUUUUACCUGGACAUACCUUUUACCCACCCUCUUUAUCACCACCACUGACCCCAUCUGAUGGUUGUGCCUCCCACCAACCUCCUCUUCUGAGUAAUUUGAAAUUUCUCUCAUUUGUUCUCAAGACUGUUUUUCUCUUGAGACUUCUGUGCUUUGGAGAUGUAUGUGUGGGUGGGUGUGUGUGUGGUUAUUUUAGUAACAAACCCUGUCGUGUGUGAUUUGUGUAUGUAAGUGUAUAUAAUUGUAUGUGUAUGUGUUGAAAAUGGAUGCAAGAGAUCCUAAUUGCUAUUAAACAAAUGAACCCUGCAUAUAUAAACCCCUUGUUUCUUGGUUUAUAACUUCACCCACACACACACAUGCUCUUAUAUCUUUGAAGAGAACAGACAGACAUGCUCAUCAAAUCAGCCUUGUUGGUAUACAACCAUGAUGCAUUGCUUUUUUUGUCUCUCUCUCUCAUCCUUUCCACUCUUUUCUCUAGAGUUCUCUCCCUCUGCCCCCCCCCCCCUCUCUCUCUCUGUCCACUGUGCAUGCAUGCCAUUUGUUAGCUGUGGUCCUGUACGUGCAGUGGUGACGACUUUGACAAAGCAAUCAACUGUAGCCAUAAGCAGCAGGGAGUAAGAAUUGAAUUUAAUUUUUAAAAAAAUCAACAUAAAAAAAAAAUACAGAAAUGUAAUAAAAAUACCUAAAAUUAUUCUUUAUUGGAAUUGUAUUAAAAUGUAAUAAAAGGAGAAAAAUA